AUUAGACUUCGGCGUGAAAUAGCAAAAUGAAGCUUUUAUCAAGAUUUUUUACUGCUCUUUUUUACAGAGGUCCUGUCAAAGCAACUCCAGAAAAGCAAACCUAAACCCAGAUUCAUACGAUACCAGCCAUGGAACACAAAAAUGUACCCGGUGUGGAGGAAAGGAGAUCCACGUUACAGGAGCAGCUGGACAGGUGGGGAGGUGAAAUUUGAUGUCCGUAAUGAUGCCCCAACUCUCAGUGGAGCUAAAGUCACCUUCACUAUUGAUAUAAUCAUCCCAGAGAACCAGUUAGUGCUGUCCAAUGGAGAAGUUGUUUGGGGAAAAUACUGCUUUGUAAAUGGUACCCAACAUCAGAAAGGGGAGUCUGUCUAUCCUCAGGAAUUCAUUGAUGAGCAGGAUGCUGUUUUUCCUGAUGGCUCUCCGCUGAACAAUUGUGAAAACCAAAAACCACUAUAUGUGUUUGUGUGGAAAACCUGUGGAAAGUACUGGCAGGUGUGUGAUGGUCUGUCAUCUUCCCUAGAAAUAAGCACUCAAGGCAUUCCUCUCGGCUCCUAUGUAAUGGAUGUGGUCAUUUAUCAGUACAGAAAGAAAGACAAAUUUAUCCCGAUUGGUUAUGCAUCCACACAGUACUGUAUCACUGAUCAGAUCCCAUUUGAUGUCACUCUUACACAAGUAAAUGAUAAGGAUGAAGGGGACCAGACAUUUACCCAAAACCAUCCAAUUGCCUUUGCCAUUGCAGUCCAUGACCCAAGUUCCUAUUUGAGCAACUCUGACAUAACUUUUAACUGGGAUUUUGGGGAUGCCAGUGGCACUGUGAUUUCAAAAGAACCCACUGUCACCCACACAUACACCAAAACUGGCUUUUUUAAACCCCAUGUUGUCGUCCAGGCUGCUAUGCCAAAUAUGUCCUGUUCCACUCCACCAAAUCCACCUCCAGCCACAUUCGCCAAUGCUGAUUUCUUUAUCUCUGAGGGACAUGCAGGGUCUGUUCGGCUUAUCUCAACUGAAAGGGCAUAUAAAGACACCACAGAGUCAAUGAAACAUUUUGGUUCAAUCAAUGCUGAAAUGAAAACAUCUUCCCAGCUGGAUACGAAUGGAGUGAGGAAUAUUGAAGCUAUUUUCCAAGAUACCAUUGUAAUGAAAAAACAACAGCCACCAAAUUCUGACCAGGACUGUGUGGUCUACCGUUAUGGCUUCUUCUCCACACAGAUCACAGUUGUUGAAGGCAUCAAGGAGGUGAAGAUAAUCCAGAAGGAUGGUGCUUUUCUCCAACAAAAUGCUGUCGAUUUCAUCAUUUCCUGUCAGGGAAGCUUGCCUACAGACAUAUGCACUGUGAUAUCCGACUGCAUUUCUCCAGGCAAGACCAUCUGCAGUGCUGUAGGCGCUUUACCAGAGUGCAUGCACGUUCUCAGACACGUGUUCCAUGACUCUGGUAUAUUUUGCAUUAACGUGUCAAUGAGUAACGACGUCAGCCUUGCUGUCACUAGUACCAGGGUAAAUGUAAACACUGGUUCCAGGUUCUUCAUCACCGGAAUCGUGGCUAUAGUGCUGGGUGUCCUGAUGGUUGCAUUAGCAAUUGGGACCUUUGCUUACAAACAUCAAAAGCUCUACCAGCCUCUGUCUGAGUUUUCUACAACAGGGAUUACAUGUUCAAUGCCUUCUCUUCUCUGGACUCUGGUAAAGCAGCAGGCAGCACCAAAACAUUCAGUCCUUCUUCAGCAAGUGUGAACAAGCAUCUACAGCCACGAUGCAAAUUCCAAUUGUACUUUGUAUUUUUAUUUCUUUUGGUAGGUGUUUAUGAUUUGCACACAAAGAAUCAGUGUUGUAAUAGUAAAACGCUUUUAUUUUUUACACUAACAAAUGACUACUGUAGUACUACUGAGUAUUUAAGACACAAGUCUUCAGUUUUGCUUUUUUUAUUUUAUUUAAUGUAAUAAAUUUUCAAAAGCCAAUAAUGUGUUUUGAUAUUUGUCUAUUAUUGACUGUUUUUUUAUU
Silurus meridionalis is the source of this 1995-nucleotide messenger RNA. It is a transcript of the gene pmelb, whose product is annotated as premelanosome protein b. The transcript has 12 exons. Bases 142 to 1728 code for a protein of 528 amino acids. Gene Ontology annotation, cellular component: melanosome. Lineage: Eukaryota; Metazoa; Chordata; Actinopteri; Siluriformes; Siluridae. Gene Ontology annotation, biological process: melanosome organization. The record is from RefSeq and is a predicted model, not a curated record.